Megalopta genalis is the source of this 2391-nucleotide messenger RNA. It is a transcript of the gene Patsas, whose product is annotated as palmitoyltransferase Patsas. Gene Ontology annotation, cellular component: Golgi membrane. NCBI's taxonomy places the organism in Eukaryota, Metazoa, Arthropoda, Insecta, Hymenoptera, Halictidae. Gene Ontology annotation, biological process: protein palmitoylation. Gene Ontology annotation, molecular function: palmitoyltransferase activity; protein binding. The record is from RefSeq and is a predicted model, not a curated record.
AAUCUACAGCCAGCUGAAAUUAAAUGUAUAACUUGUCGUUAACAUUUAAUCACGACUGUAUCUUAUCGUAUCGUAUCUAAAAGAAACUGAAUAAGUAUCUUAAAUUUUCGCGUGUUGUACGGGUUUAGUACGCAGGCGUUCAUUCAACCACGGUAUUGAUUUGAAUGCGCAAUGCCAAAUAACGAUAGUUGGUCCCAUUCGGAAAUGCGGACGUUGGUUCCCAGGACUGGUCACGUCGUCCAGUAAUCAGGCUGUAUUAUUCGAAAAGCUUGUUCAUUGUGAGACAAAGACUGUGUAAAGCAAAAAGAAUCGGAAAAAAUGGUUGGACCGAACAUUUCUUUGUGACUAACCGUUCCGGAAGGUGGGUCAACCUCUACGCAGGGCGCAUCCUUCAGGACACCUUCCGAACACGAACGUGCCAAUACGGAACUCGCGACGCUUUGCAAGGUGUAUCCUGUGAGCCCUGUAACAGGGCCCGGAGCAGCGAGGUCCGUAUGGGAACUAAGCCCCGAUCCCGACAUGGUCGGGCAUCUACCAAACACUCCAAUUUCUAGCACCGCUCAUCAGAGUCAUGGAUCGUCGAAGGGCACUGAUUUACAGCCACGAAAUGGCCCCGAUGACAAUAUUUAUGCCGACGAACACGCGCCAGGCCAAACACCAUCCGACGAGACUAGGAGAAUCUUUGAACUUCUCAGAUCUGGUGAAAUCGAAGCCGUUGAUGAAUUAGUAGACAAAAAUGGGUUGAGUGUACUAAGCGCAAGAGAUGAAUGGGGCUAUACUCCUGCCCAUUGGGCUGCAUUGGAUGGAAACAUUGAAGUAAUGAGGUAUUUGAUAGAAAGAAAUGGACCAGUUGAUCUUUCUUGCCUAGGAACACAAGGACCUAGACCAAUACACUGGGCUUGCAGAAAAGGCCACAGUGCAAUAGUUCAAUUACUGUUAAAAGCAGGAGUUGCUGUGAAUGCAGCAGACUUUAAAGGUCUAACACCUCUGAUGACUGCUUGCAUGUUUGGGAAAUUCGCGACAGCUGCAUUUCUGUUAGGUUCUGGUGCAUUGGGACAUUUAACAGACAUAAACGGUGAUACUGCUCUCCAUUGGGCAGCUUACAAGGGCCAUGCAGAAUUAAUUAGAUUACUUAUAUACAGUGGAGUAGACUUACAAAAGCCAGAUUAUUUCGGGUCUACUCCAUUGCAUUUAGCGUGCCUUUCCGGCAAUAUUAGUUGCGUUAAAAUAUUAUGCGAAAAAAGUAAGAUCGAAUUAGAACCUCGUGACAAAAACGGAAAGACACCGUUACAGUUGGCAAAGAGUCAUAGGCAUUCGGAAAUCGUUAGGAUACUUCAGGCUGAACAGAAACGACGGGCUAGAUGGAUUCCUCCUAUCAACGAACUUUGGGCACUAUUAUUUGGUGGAGCUGGAAACAGUAAAGGUCCUAUACUGCUCUUUAUGAUAUCCGUUUUACUGUGGGGAUAUCCGAUGUAUCUACUAAAAUGUAUUCCACUGACAUGGAACCUUUUACGCGGCAGUCAUUAUUGCUUUAUUUAUUGGAACGUUGUUAUGUGGAUUUCUUGGAUCGUAGCAAAUAGAAGAGAUCCUGGCUAUGUACCACAAAACAGCGAGACUUACUAUAGGGCCAUUAAACAAAUUCCAUAUUUUGAUAAAUGGAAAAAGAGAAACGUGUUACUAUCUCGAUUGUGUCACAGUUGUAGAUGUUUCAGACCACUGAGAGCAAAGCAUUGCAGAAUCUGCAAUAGAUGCGUUACAUAUUUUGAUCAUCAUUGUCCAUUUAUAUACAAUUGUGUUGGUUUAAGGAAUCGGAUGUGGUUUUUUCUUUUUGUUAUGUGCGUAGCGAUAAAUUGUUCGUUUUCAAUUUACUUUGCUUGUUACUGUAUGGCGAUGGAAGGAAUUCAAUUAUUAUACGUAUUAGGUGUGUUAGAAGCUUUGGUGUUCUGUGGACUCGGAUGGAUUUUGACGUGCACUUCGGUGUUGCACGCCUGUAUGAAUUUAACUACAAACGAAAUGUUUAAUUACAAACGAUAUUCGUAUUUGAGAGACAAGAAGGGCAGAUACUUGAAUCCGUUUAGUAGGGGCCCGGUUCUUAAUUUUAUCGAAUUCUUCCUUUGUUCACCGAAUCAUCAAGCAAAUGACCCCCAAAGUUAUCAUAUACUUUCAGAGGAUAUCAUGUGAGAUAUUGCAAAUUGUGAUCACAAUUUUACAGCGCCUUUGCACGCUUAGAAAAUGAAAAAUAUUCUUAAUUAUACAAUUCAUACUAUUUUUUGGACUAAUUACAACAUAUGUACCUGCACACGAUCUACAUCGUUACUGCUUCUAAUAUUAUCACUUUUUAUCUACGAUAUUAUUCAUGAAACAUGUUUCAAUAAAUAAUUUAUUAACUUA